AUGGCAAACCUUUCUAUCCCUUAUCGUCAAAUUCGAGCCCAUUAUAACGACACAACAAUAACAGUUUACCAAGCCUACAAGGAAUCUAUCGCCAAAGCUGCAGUGGAAAACCAAAAGCUUAAUGCCUCUCCAGACUUCAAACCAGGUCGUAUGACUUGGAUAAAGCCCAGCUGGGCCUGGAUGAUGUACCGCUCAGGCUACUCCUUCAAAGACCCUGGGCAAUCACGCAUUCUCGCCCUCCGCAUGAAGCACCGAGAUUUCAUCCAUCUUCUUGAAAGAGGCGUAUUGUCAAGUCACGUUCAAAAGCCCGAUCCUGGCGAAAAACGCGAAAAAUCGAAUGAUGUGAGAAUUCAGUGGGAUCCUGAAAGGACGUCAAAGCUGGAAGUGUUGCCGUACAGAAGUAUUCAGAUCGGUAUCCCGGGAGCUCUGAGUGAACAGUGGGCGAAUGAGUGGAUUGCAGGUAUCGAGGACGUCACGGAUAAAGCACGUGAAUUGAAGAGAGUCAUUUAUGAACGGCCUGAUAUCACUGAUGAAGAGCUCCUUGUGCUGGGGUUGGUAUUCGAGGAGAAGCCUUACGAUGUACCAGAGUCGGUGUAUGCAAAGCUUGAGAUGACCUCAGUUACCGCAUCAUAG
This is a messenger RNA of Fusarium venenatum, 633 nucleotides long. RefSeq lists its product as uncharacterized. Lineage: Eukaryota; Fungi; Ascomycota; Sordariomycetes; Hypocreales; Nectriaceae. The record is from RefSeq and is a predicted model, not a curated record.